AUGUCUGUGACACUUAUCCUAGGCUUUGCUGCUGCGACGGUGUUCGUACAAGUCGUUCGCCUUGUGCUCACAUCAUGGCAACGUUCGCAAAAGGCCCGGAGCCUGGGCUGUGCCAGUCCACCACAUUAUCCCGGUAACGGCAUUAUUGGAUAUGAUAAUUUCAAAGCUUCAAUCAGGGCCGACAAAGCGAAGACUAUCCCGAACCUGUGGGAGGAACGAUUAAGGACGGUGUCUGAGAAGGAAAACCGCUUUGUAACGACUUUGGUCACCCGCAACCUUGGUCGCAAACACCUCUUCACCACAGACCCUAAGAACAUUCAGGCUGUUUUGGCUACUCAAUUCAAGGAUUUUGAAAUGGGUUCUGUUCGUGCUUCUAAUAUACACCAUCUUCUCGGUACCGGAGUUUUCACUGCCGAUGGUGAGGAUUGGAGUCGUUCGCGCGCAUUGCUGCGACCACAAUUUACUCGGGAUCAGAUCAGUCAACUUGAAUUGGAAGAAACACAUUUCCAGAACGCCAUGCAGGUUCUCCCGGUGGCUGCGAAUGGAUGGACCGACGUAAAGGACAUUCAGACCAUUUUCUUCCGACUGACUAUGGACUCUGCCACGGAAUUUUUGCUUGGUGAGAGUGUCGAUAGCCAGCUAGAGGCGCUGAAAACUACCGGGGUCACUGAGAAAGGAUUUGCCUAUCACUUUGAUCGCGCGCAGUGGGUUUGCGCCCAGCGUCUUCGCUUCGAGAAACUCGGAUUCUUGGUGACAUCCAAGGAGACAAAGGAAUCGGACAAGGCGGUUCAUGAUUUCGUCGACAAAUUCGUGCUCAAGGCUCUUAACCAGGCGAAGAACAAAAAGCCCGCUGAUGAAGAGAAGGCUAAGUAUGUCUUUAUCGAUGCCCUAGCUGCUGCCACUCAAGAUCCCAUCGAGCUGCGCUCGCAGUCACUGAACAUCCUGCUGGCUGGCCGUGAUACUACCGCUUCGUUGCUCAGCUGGACUAUUCUUAUGUUGGCCCGUCAACCCGAGGUAUUCCGCAAACUCCGCGAGAGUAUCAUUGACACGUUCGGCACGUACUCCUCUCCGCAGAACCUGACCUUUGCCGCUCUCAAAUCGUGCCAGUAUCUCCAGUACUGCAUGAACGAAUCUCUCCGUCUCUUCCCCGUCGUUCCAGUUAACAGACGCGAUGCCUCACGCGAUACCACCCUCCCUCGUGGCGGUGGUCCGGACGGCGAGUCUCCAAUUUUCCUCAAGAAGGGCCAGUCUCUUAUUUAUAGCACUCACUGUAUGCAUCGCCGCGAGGAUAUCUGGGGCGCAGACGCUGCCUUUUAUAAGCCUGAUCGCUGGUUCAACCGAAAGGUUGGCUGGGAGUAUAUUCCCUUCAACGGCGGUCCGCGUAUUUGCAUCGGUCAGCAGUUCGCCCUCACUGAAGCCGGAUAUGUUCUCGUUCGUCUGCUCCAGCGCUUCGACAAGAUCGAGGAUGUAAAUCCCGACAGGGAGAUUCGUUGGAGGUUGACUCUGACUAGCUGUCCGGCCGAUCUGGUGACCGUUCGCCUGCAUCAGGCUGACGACGCCUAG
Penicillium taxi is the source of this 1563-nucleotide messenger RNA. RefSeq names its product cytochrome P450. The record is from RefSeq and is a predicted model, not a curated record. Gene Ontology annotation, molecular function: heme binding; oxidoreductase activity, acting on paired donors, with incorporation or reduction of molecular oxygen, reduced flavin or flavoprotein as one donor, and incorporation of one atom of oxygen; iron ion binding. NCBI's taxonomy places the organism in Eukaryota, Fungi, Ascomycota, Eurotiomycetes, Eurotiales, Aspergillaceae. Bases 1 to 1563 code for a protein of 520 amino acids. The transcript has 2 exons.